Messenger RNA from Mauremys mutica (yellowpond turtle), 1015 nucleotides. RefSeq names its product sorcin (gene SRI). The transcript has 9 exons. The coding region runs from base 99 to 737 and encodes 212 amino acids. The record is from RefSeq and is a predicted model, not a curated record. Gene Ontology annotation, molecular function: calcium ion binding. Lineage: Eukaryota; Metazoa; Chordata; Testudines; Geoemydidae.
CCCCCCGAGGAUGGUGUGACCCGCGCGUCCCCGCCCGGCCUGUGGGGCAGCUGGCAGGGAGCGGAGGGGGAGGGGCAGCAGACAGCGGCGCGCUAGACAUGGCGUAUCCUGGGCACCCCGGCGCCGGCGGAGGCUACUACCAGGGCGGGUAUGGAGCUGCUCCAGGAGGACCAGUAUUCCAUGGACAGACUCAAGAUCCUUUGUAUGGUUAUUUUGCUGCAGUAGCUGGGCAGGAUGGACAAAUAGAUGCUGAUGAGCUGCAGAGAUGUCUGACCCAGUCGGGCAUAGCAGGAGGGUAUAAACUAUUUGGCUGUCUAGGAGAUAUCUGUCUGUUUCAGAUGUUGGCUUUCAACCUAGAGACGUGCAGACUCAUGGUUUCUAUGCUGGAUAGGGAUAUGUCUGGUACAUUGGGAUUCAAUGAAUUUAAAGAGCUCUGGGCUGUGUUGAACGGGUGGAGACAACACUUCAUAAGUUUUGACAGUGACAGAAGUGGUACAGUGGAUCCUCAAGAGCUGCAGAAAGCCUUGACAACUAUGGGAUUUAGGUUGAGCCCACAGGCAGUGACUGCAGUUGCAAAACGAUACAGCACCCAUGGGAAGAUUACAUUUGACGAUUACAUUGCCUGCUGUGUAAAACUCAGAGCUCUCACUGACAGUUUUCGAAGAAGGGAUACAGCCCAGCAGGGUGUUGUGAAUUUCCAGUAUGAUGAUUUCAUACAGUGUGUUAUGAGCAUCUAAUUGAAGAGGAAGGAAGAUGUGGAUGGGCAUGAUUAACAUUCCACUUUGUGUUUUGCUUUGCACCUAAAGUGAUCAUGGCUAUGUAUUGGUAUUUGCAUAUUUUAUAAAGAUACUGCUUUAUAUGUGAUUUUUUUUAGUUUUGAUAAAUACAGAUGAACAGAAAGGUGUUUCAAAAACGAAAUACCAGCUCUCAUCCUUAAUUUUAUGUUUUUUUUUAAUUUUGCAUACACUUGUAAAUCACCUUUUAUGUAUAACUUAAAUGAUUAUGUAAAACUUAA